CAGAGACUCUGCAUUUCGAUGCUAUAUCGCUUUGUGUAAUAUUUAGCUAGAAAAUAAUAAAGGUGUAUUAUUCUGUGUGUAUUUUAAGGAUUACUUUUAUAAAUGAAAAGUAAAGAUAUGUUCCUGUUUAAUGUAAAUAGUUAACGCUACGGCCGCCUGCACUGAGCGGCUUUUUAUUUGAUUUUUCCCCCAUUAUUUAGCCUAAACUAGCUAACUUAGCUAACCAGCUGGCUGGGGUUAUUGCUAGUUAUGCUAGUUGCUCUAAUUAUGUUAAUUAGCGACGCUAGUAGUAAUAGUAAUAAGAGUAAUUUGUAAUGUUUUAUUUUUUGUCUAUUUAUUUUUUGCUUUAAUAUACUGCGUGUGAGAGGACUUUUAUUGUUUUACUGGAACGGGUGUUUUUCUUUAAAGAGAGAAAGAGAAAAGUGUUUAGUGUAGAAAUAGUUUGAUGUGAAAUAUAGUGUUAGAUAAUACCCAGUGUUAGCUGUGCUAAGCUAAAGGGAGUUAAAGGGAGUGUACUUAGUUAGAGAAUGCUCAUGUGUUCCUGUGAUAAAGUGGAUUUUAAUCCCAUCACACAACGCAGAGUGUACGAAGCCGAGCAGGAUCAUGGACUUGGGGCGCCUUCAUCAAACGGGAGGACUCCCUCCUCAUCAUCAUGAUCGUCGUCAUGAGUGCAGCAUGUGAGAAGAUUUGAAGGUUUCUGAAUCAUAAAUGAUCAGUAAACGGUUAAUUAAAGGAGUCAUAUGUUAGUGUGUCCUAGAAAACCACAGAUUUUGCAAUCGAGUGUGUUUUGAAACCGACUUCGAAACACAGGAGGACUUCGCUUUAAAAACCCAAACCAUGUGGUGAAGCUGUCACUCUCUCUGAACUAAACCAGGGUUUAUUCAAUCACUCCUGCUCAAUGGAUAACCCCAUUCCCAUCCCCAUGCUGAACGUCCUCCCGCCGUCCUCAGAUAACGACUCCUGGUCUCCCUCAUCCAGCCCGCUUCCUCGCCGGCACCGGAUUCGGGACUUGACCGGCAAUAAACGCAGAACCCGAGCUCAGGAGGAGGAUGACCCAGGAGAUGGGGACAGGGGCAGGAGCAAGAAGAGGGAGAAGAUGAUGGGGAGGAGCCACUCGCCUGUCAGUGUAGAAGGGGAAGGGUUUGUUGAGGAAUUGGCGAGUAACUCCGCCUCCUUCCUCCUGACUCCAUCUAGGUGUUCCUCUCCGAGCACCCGGCGGUCUCGGUGGUCACUACGCAGUUUUCUCUUGAAGGACUCAGACUGCGAAAGCUGCAGUACGGCCAGUAACUCUCCCCGCAGCACUCCGGGCAGUUCUCCGUCUCUACGGCGACGGGUGCUGGGUGGGCGCGCUAGCGAAGGCGAGGGGCAGAAUGAGCGCACCGGAGGGGGCGGAGUUGACAGCUCUUCACUGCCCACAGCCUCGUCCUCUUCCUCAUUACUCCCUACACCCUCCUCAUCUACCUCCAGCUACCCAAUCAGCUCGCGGCACUUCACCCGCAAUGCCAAGAAAAUGCAAAGCUGGUACAAUGUUCUCAGCCCCACCUAUAAACAGAGGAACGAAGAGUUCCGAAAACUCUUUAAGAAACUUCCAGAAACAGAGCGGCUGAUUGUAGAUUACUCGUGUGCUUUGCAGAAGGACAUCCUGCUGCAGGGACGUCUCUAUCUGUCUGAGAACUGGAUCUGCUUUUACAGCAACAUCUUUCGCUGGGAGACCACGAUCACCAUCCUGCUGAAGGAAGUGACGAAUCUGUCAAAAGAGAAAACAGCUAAACUCAUUCCAAACGCCAUCCAGAUCAACACAGAGCAGGAGAAGCACUUCUUCACCUCUUUCGGAGCGAGGGAUCGCAGCUUCAUGAUGAUCUUCAGAUUGUGGCAGAAUGCACUAAUGGACAAAACACUGUCUCCUAAAGAGCUUUGGCACAUCGUACACCAGUGUUAUGGCACAGAGCUUGGGCUGACGAGCGAGGAUGAUGAUUACGUCUCUCCCACCGGCGAGCAUGUCAACGGCCUGCUGCCAGGUGAUGACUCCUCCUCUGAUGUGAUGGAUCCCUCCUCAGCUUCGGCAGCUCCUGGAUCUUCUCCUCCAUCCUCGUCUUCCUCUUCCAUUCCACAGCCAACAGAGGUUCAACCACCCAAACAGAGCGCAGAGCCGGAGCCAACCCCUAAUACACACUCCACCACACACUCCACUCCCCCCGCGUCCACCACUGCUGCUAACAAUUUGGAGGAAGGUGGGCAGGACGGUCAGACUGAACAAACCAAUCAGGUGGCACCAGUGGCUCACGUGUCAUCGCUGGAGAUGACCAACGAUGAGGACCUCCCCACUGACCCGAGCAACUCGUCUGACACGCAGGAAGAGAGUGAGGUGGAGUCGUUCUGUGGUGACCUGCGAGGCCGGCUCCACAUUAACACUGUAGUGAGGAUGAGUGUGGACAAGCUGUAUGAGCUGCUCUUCUCUGACACACACUUCCUGCAGCACCUCUUCACCCAGCGCAGCUUCACCGAUCUGUCAGUACAGGAGUGGCAGAAAGACAGCAGCAGUGGGAUCAGCACUCGAGUUUUAAGUUACACCAUCGCCAUUAACAACCCCCUCGGCCCUAAAACAGCCCCUGUGGUGGAAACACAGACUCUCCAUAAGAGCAGUUCUCGAGGUGUGUGUUAUGUGGUGGACUCGGAGGUGAUCACGUCAGGAAUCCCGUACCAGGAUUACUUCUACACCGUACACAGAUACUGUCUCACCUCCGUCAGCACUCAGAAGAGCCGCCUCAGGGUCUCAUCAGAUAUCUGCUACAGGAAGCAACCAUGGAGUUUGGUGAAGGCUCUGAUAGAGAAAAAUACCUGGAGUGGAAUAGAAGAGUAUUACAGACACAUGGAGGUGGAGGUGUGUAAGUUGGAGACUCUGCUCCAGUCCAAGGUGUCGGUGGUGUGUGUGGGAGAAUCAGAAACAGUUAAAGCUCCUCCUACACUGCGCAGGCGGAAACUCACCGGCUUAAAACGGGCGGAGGGGGCGGUACCUGGGGGCGGAGUUACCGAGCAAGGGGGUGUUGCUCAAAGGGAGCGCAGAGACACAGGUGCACAGUACCUGAAGGUGGGUGAGAGGUGGCGAGGUUCAGCAAACAACAACAGCAUCACCCUCCUGCUCAUCAUCAGCUUCAUUCUGGUGGUUUUGGUAGCUCUGAACAUGAUGCUGUUCUAUAAGCUGUGGGCUCUGGAGCGAGCUGCUCACACACUUGAGACGUGGCAGUCAUACUCACUGUCAGACAGUCCUCUCCCCCAGUCAUCCUCGGAGUGGAUGAAGGUUCUGCAGUUACAGCGUCAGUUCCAUCAGGCACAACUGAACAAGUGGCAGCAGAUCCUGCACUCAUCAGUCACACUGCUCGACCAGAUGAAACAGUCUCUGGAAAAUCUACACAGAGGAAUAAUCAGAUCUGAGGAACAGGAAGCUGUUGCUCCUCCUCCAUCUGAACAUCCAACAUCACACACAACAGACACACUGACUGAGCAGUGACACACACACACACACACACACACACACAGCCAUUCUCUGAUCAAUAGACUGUGAUCAUGUGAUUGGGCAAAAUUACCCAGAAUGCUCAGCUUCUCCUACUGGGACUAACUGUGAAUGCAGCGCUGCCUUUCCUUCUGCCCUACACCCUACACCUUUACUUACUAAAGCAAUAAGUCAGUGGUGGUUUGGGACAGAGCCAGACUGGUCACUCCUAGCAUUGACCUUUAAACUGGUACAUGAUCUCCACUGAAUCACUGUUACACACUCUCUCUCACACACACACACACACAGAGAGUUUUAAAAGGAAGAGGCAGGCCCUCAUUCUUCAGAGCUUCUUCCUGGUUUUCUGGGGUCAGAGUUCACAGACCCUGCCCCCUCCUCAUCUACAGACUGAUGUUUUAUCUUCCUUCAGCAGCAUGAUCAUUCCCUCUUGUAACGAUUACCCAGAAUGCUCAGCUACAACAUGCUUCAAUUUUUCUGCUGAAAGACUGGAACUUGAGAGACGGUGCGAUUGACCGCUUCAGUAUUUAUUUCUCUAACUACAAGAAAUGGUGUGUGUCUCUGUGUGUGUGUGUGUGUGUGUGUGUCUGUGUGUGUGUGUGUGUGUGUGUGUCUGUGUGUGUGUCUGUGUCUGUGUGUGUGUCUGUGUGUGUGUGUGUGUCUGUGUGUGUGUGUGUGUGUGUAAGAGCGACAGGAAUCAGGAUCAAGACCACAACAGCAAUAAUCUUGAAGAGGAAAUGUGUAAUAUUUAUCAUGAAACACAGAGCUGCUUGUAUGUGACGUAAAAACACUGUUACACUCAGUGACAGGGUCUGAAAUUAACUCCGCCUCCUCACACAACGCCCUUAAACAACCACACCCACAUCAUCCUGGUGAACUCCGCCUCCUCACACAACGCCCGUAAAAAAACACACCCACAUCGUCCUGGUGAUUUAUUCAUAUUAUUGUAAUCAAAGUCUUUUUCAAAGUGUUUUAUUUUUAAACAGAAUUUACAUAACUCUGCCCACAAGAGAGAUAGGAUGAAAAGCUACGUACACUAUGUUGCCAAAACAGCCUUUACAGCUAUAACAGCUUCAACCCUUCUGGGAAGACUUUCCACAAGGUUUAGGAGUGUGUUUAUGUGAAUUUUUGACCAUUCCUGGCUCUCAGUCUCCCCUCUAAUUCAUCCCAAAGGUGUUCUAUGGGGUUGAGGUCAGGACUCAGUGCAGGCCAGUCAGGUUCCUCCACACCAAACUCACUCAUCCAUGUCUUUAUGGACCUUGCUUUGGUCACUGGUGUACAGUCAUGUUGGAACAGGAAGGGGUCAUCCCCAAACUGUUCCCACAAAGAGCAUGAAAUUGUCCAAAAUGUCUUGGUAUGAAGCUGAAGCAUUAAGAGUUCCUUUCACUGGAACUAAGGGGCCGAGCCCAACCCCUGGAAAACAACACCUGAACUCAGUGAUUUAGAGGGGUGUCCCAAUACUUUUGGCAAUGUAGUGUACCUGUGCCCUAAAAUAAGACAUCACAGAUACAGGACUAAACAUUUUUUUAAUUAUUUAACAUCUGAAGGGAAUUCAGUCUUCCAGUCCACAAGGAGGCGCAGUAGCGUUAAUAAAGUUAGAAUUGUCAAAAUUCUAAAAUUGUAAUAUAUUUUAAAAAUAUAUUUAAAUGAAUGAAUAGACACAGAAGAAUUCCUUCAGUGAGACAGAAGUUCAUUUCAGACCCCGCCUCUUUCUCUUAGAAUUAUAUUUAUUUGAUGUUCUGUUGAGUCGCUCGGCGUGUCGCACGCCUCUGUCCUUGUUGUAUUUUAUUGGAUCAAGACUUGAAGUGAUCAGGGUUACUGUAGAUCUGCAGGCGUGUCCAUCAUCACCAUGUUCAUCCAGACACACCCACUCAUCCUGCAUCUGGAGUGCUGGCAGGAUCUACCACGAGAUCUUCAACCAAAUAUGGGUCAGAUCUUUAGAACGAUCAGUAAUCUGAUUAAAGACGUCAGGAGUAGCUGAACCUGAUAUCUGACAGAAUAGCAGAGAAACACUGGAAACACCAGAGCUGGUUCAUCCCCAAAUAUUCCCUUUAGUAUUAAAGUUUGAUAAAUCUGAAAUAAAAGAUGUAGAUUUUGAACAGAA
Molecule: messenger RNA, 5612 nt
Organism: Hemibagrus wyckioides
Lineage: Eukaryota; Metazoa; Chordata; Actinopteri; Siluriformes; Bagridae
Gene: gramd1a
Product: GRAM domain containing 1A
Exons: 20
Coding region: 899-3508 (869 amino acids)
Biological process (GO): intracellular sterol transport
Cellular component (GO): endoplasmic reticulum-plasma membrane contact site; endoplasmic reticulum membrane; plasma membrane
Molecular function (GO): sterol transfer activity; sterol binding
Source: RefSeq, a predicted model, not a curated record